CCCUAGCACAACGCCGCACCCUUUCAUUUAUUCUUUCUUUUACAUAGACACGCCGUUCUUCAAUUCUUCAUAGUGUUCACCCUCUCCGAGUCUCCAAUGUCGUCGUCACCUUCAGUCCUUCACCCAAAUCAUCGCCUAUUCGCCUCUGCAUCUCCGUCGCUUUUUGUCAUUGAAGACCCAGAAAAAGGUGCGGGGUUAGUUGCCAUUGCCAUUGUUGUUGCCAUCUCCAUCUCCAUUGUCGUUGUCACCAUUACAAGCUUCUCGACGUCGAAGACCCAAAGAAAGAAGUUGCUUCAGAGUUGGUGUUUAGCACUGGAAGACGUGUUGGAUCCUUUUCGAAGUUCAUUAGCCCCAACAACGGUUGAAGCAUUGGUGUGUGCACAAAACUGGUUAAGAUUAAAACCCCUAAGCAGUGGCAAUGGUUAUGACGCAGAGACGGUUGAUGAUCCUGAAAGUUAUAGGCUCGAGUCAGAAAUAACUUUGAAGAACAUCGAUAUUUUGCUUGAGGAGGAUUAGUGAUGUGAAGACUAAAGAUUGAUGUUGCAUUUUGCUUGUUUUGUUUUGGAUUGGAUGUUGUUUGUGAGUCUGUAAGACUGUAACAACUGACAAGGCUGAAUGGGUUACUGGAUUUUGCUUGUUUGUAAUUGUGCUGGCUACUUAGGAUUUUA
Messenger RNA from Alnus glutinosa, 668 nucleotides. RefSeq lists its product as uncharacterized. NCBI's taxonomy places the organism in Eukaryota, Viridiplantae, Streptophyta, Magnoliopsida, Fagales, Betulaceae. The transcript is spliced from 3 exons. Gene Ontology annotation, molecular function: protein dimerization activity. The record is from RefSeq and is a predicted model, not a curated record. The coding region runs from base 97 to 516 and encodes 139 amino acids.